Messenger RNA from Microtus ochrogaster (prairie vole), 2078 nucleotides. Its product is annotated as all-trans-retinol 13,14-reductase-like. Gene Ontology annotation, cellular component: endoplasmic reticulum membrane. The record is from RefSeq and is a predicted model, not a curated record. Gene Ontology annotation, biological process: retinol metabolic process. The transcript is spliced from 10 exons. NCBI's taxonomy places the organism in Eukaryota, Metazoa, Chordata, Mammalia, Rodentia, Cricetidae. Bases 63 to 1973 code for a protein of 636 amino acids. Gene Ontology annotation, molecular function: all-trans-retinol 13,14-reductase activity.
CUUCAGCCAUAAAAGUAGAGCUCAGACGGAAAGGACUCUUUCUUCCCUGCCCUGGCAGCAAUAUGUGGCUCACUGUGCUGCUGCUGGCAGUGCUGCUGCUGGCCUUGAUGAUGCUGGAGGGUCUCCGCAGGAUUUACCUUGGUCUCUUUGGCGGAAACUCCCCGAACCCCUUCUCCGAGGACGUCAAGCGGCCACCUGAACCCCUGGUGACCGACAAGGAGGCCAGGAAGAAGGUUCUCAAACAAGCAUUCUCAGCCAGCCGAGUACCAGAGAAGCUGGAUGCCGUGGUGAUUGGCAGUGGCAUUGGGGGGCUGGCCUCAGCUGCGAUUCUGGCUAAAGCUGGCAAAAGAGUCCUUGUCCUGGAACAGCAUACCAAGGCAGGGGGCUGCUGUCAUACCUUCAGAGAAAAUGGUCUUGAAUUUGACACUGGAAUCCAUUAUGUUGGACGCAUGCGGGAGGGCAACAUUGGCCGUUUUAUCUUGGACCAGAUCACUGAAGGGCAGCUAGACUGGGCUCCCAUGGCCUCUCCUUAUGACCUGAUGAUACUAGAAGGGCCCGGUGGCCGAAAGGAGUUCCCCAUGUACAGUGGGAGGAAACAGUACAUCCAGGGCCUUAAGGAGAAGUUCCCCAAGGAAGAAGCUGUCAUUGACAAGUACAUGGAGCUAGUUAAGGUGGUGGCCCGUGGAGCCCCUCAUGCCAUCCUACUGAAGUUCCUCCCGUUGCCCUUGACUCAGCUCCUCAACAAGUUCGGGCUGCUGACUCGUUUCUCUCCCUUCUGCCGAGCAUCUACCCAGAGCCUGGCCGAGGUCCUGCAGCAGCUUGGGGCUUCCCCUGAGCUCCAGGCCGUUCUCAGCUACAUCUUCCCCACUUACGGCGUAACCCCCAGCCACACCACCUUUUCAAUGCAUGCUCUGCUGGUUGACCACUACAUACAAGGAGCAUAUUACCCCCGAGGAGGAUCCAGUGAGAUUGCCUUCCAUACCAUCCCAUUGAUUCAGCGUGCCGGGGGUGCUGUCCUCACCAAUGCUCCCGUACAGGGUGUGCUGCUGGACUCUGCUGGGAGAGCCUGUGGUGUCAGUGUCAAGAAGGGACAUGAGCUGGUGAACAUCUAUUGCCCCGUCGUCAUCUCCAAUGCAGGAGUGUUCAAUACCUACCAGCACUUAGUGCCAGAGAGUGUCCGCUGUCUGCCAGGUAAAAGAGUCGCAGGAGGAUGUAUGUUGAGAGAGCAGGUGUGUGGUCCCCAGUGGACUUCCAGAAAGGCUUUUUAUACCAAAGCUGUGUCUGUUUCACCCUGUGGGGAGUUUCUGGAAGUGAACCAUCUUCUGGGUGCUGCUGGUGCUUCAGAGGAAAAUGGCCUAGAGAUUGGCAGUCACACCCACCUCAUUUACAGGAUGGAACGCUACAUCUCUAUGCCCAAGGAAAAGGCUCCAGAACACAUUCCCCUUCUUUUCAUUGCUUUCCCAUCAACCAAGGACCCAACCUGGGAGGACCGAUUUCCAGGUCGAUCCACCAUGACUGUGCUGAUACCCACGGCCUUCGAGUGGUUUGAGGAGUGGCAGGAGGAGCCACAGGGCAAGCGGGGUGCUGACUAUGAGACCCUCAAAAACGCCUUUGUGGAAGCUUCUAUGUCCGUGGUCAUGAAACUUUUCCCACAGCUGGAGGGCAAGGUGGACAGUGUGAUUGGGGGAUCCCCACUGACCAACCAGUACUAUCUGGCUGCUCCCCGAGGUGCUCCUUAUGGGGCUCACCAUGACAUGGCUCGACUGCAUCCUUAUACGAUGGCUUCCCUAAGAGCCCAAACCCCCAUCCCCAACCUCUACCUGACAGGUCAAGAUAUCUUCAUGUGUGGUCUAAUAGGAGCCCUACAUGGGGCUUUGCUGUGCAGCAGUGCCAUCCUGAAGAGGAACUUGUACUCAGAUCUGCAGGCUCUUGGCUCAAAAGUCCAGGCACAACAGAAGAAGAAGAUGAAGUAGCCCAUUCAGUGCUAAGCCAGAGAACGGCACCUCCCCAACUUCUUUCUCAUGGUGUCCUUCUGCUGUACUUCCUUGUGCAUAUAUUCAAAAGCGCUUUGUUUCUGA